Porites lobata is the source of this 2653-nucleotide messenger RNA. Lineage: Eukaryota; Metazoa; Cnidaria; Anthozoa; Scleractinia; Poritidae. The record is from the annotation of a GenBank genome assembly.
AUGGUACCGUACUUCUUUUCAAUGGAUCGCAUCAACUAUUCCAGGUAUGUGGGCAAUCGAUUUAUUCUGAUUAUUUUUUUUCAUAUCUUUCAGAUUGACUGCAAAUUGUGCAUCAGUACUAAAGAACAGUAGCCUAAUUGAUCUUUAAAAGAGUCAUCGCUACGAGGAUUAGAGGUCUUAUAUGAUAAGGAUUUGCAAUAUGAUAAGGAUUUGUAAGGAUUUACUCCCCUUUGCUUCGAAAUGAUGCGUUUUGUUUAAGACUGAAUUAUAAUAUAUCGAACUUAUUACGGGAUUUAUUCUUUAUCCCAAGUGGAGAACGCGUUUGUUCAAACGCAUGAAGAGAUCUACACAUUAUCAUAGGACGUUACCUUAUUAUGCGGUUAGCUUUAACUUUCUCACUUACCCGGCCCCUUCUUACCUUUCUCUUAUUUUGACCUCUUCCUCCAAUAAAUUGCAGGUGGCUCCCAAUCUACUUGGCUGAUAUGCAGCUGCUUCCCACUCACGCUCCAGAAGUUUACGAAGAAUUCCUAAAUGGCAACCACCCAGUGAGUUGAUCAAGUCAACCCUUUAGCCAAGUUUGGACUGACAUGGCCUUGGAACAAACCAUCAAUCUCGACAGUAAGACUAGAGGGGGUAUUGUUGGCUUGACACAAAAUGCUUCGGCACUAGACAGAUGGUUUAUAACAAGUCACAAGAGAGCUGAGCUAACUGCUGCAACCAAGCGACUUUGCAACCUUGAAGACUCUGACAAGAUUGGGACUCACAAGGAGGCAGGUUCCCAAAGAGUAAAGAGGGAUGAAAACGACGUUCAGCGGCUGAUUAACACCAUUACUGAUACCAUGUCAAACCCUUUUGAUUUGAGUGAGGCAUCGAAGGAAGACCCAGUUCAAUUACGAAACAUCGCCACUGGACUCGUUAUGCCGCAUGACGCGGCAGAGCAGCUCGUUGACUUUUUCAGCACAGGAACAGAAGAAGCAAAGAAAUUUAGGAGACAAAGAAUGGACACUGAUGACGUAUCCUUUUGGAGCAAGAUAUCGAAAUUGAAUUUGAAAACAUUUGCUUCUCUGGCAAAAACAAAUCAAAUCAAGUGCGCAGACGAGAAGAUCAUCGCUAUUUCAGCUGAUAGAAAUUUGUUUGGAAGACUUCUAAUUGCUGCAAAGUGUCGUGACAUUGAUGUGAAAGAGGUCCUGAAAUAUGAACUGUCCACCGUGCCCUUUGCAUUGGCACAUGCAGAUGGUGUUUUGCGGAAAACUACAAAAAGUGUCCUAAUGGCUGAGGUUGAACGGGAAUGUCAAGCACAAGGAAGACUUCCUGAAAGUGCACUAUCAACCACAUUCAUUUUUGAUGCAAUGGCUCUUGUCCAGACGUUGAAGUCUGCAGGCUCCCGCACAUUCGGAGACCUGGCUGAAAGAUACUUUAAUGUGCUCUUCACACCUCUACGACAAGGUCAGUGCAGAAGAGUAGAUGUUGUCUUUGACCGCUAUGAUGUUCAAGAGUCCAUAAAGGAAAGUGAAAGAGUUAGGAAAGGUUUAAGCAGAGCUCUUGAGAUCCAAAUCACAGCAAGCAUACACCAGUUCCAAAGCCAUGGGGGAAGUUUAUCAGCCACCAGAAUAACAAGGUUAACCUUUCCAGAUUUUUUUGCCGAGAGUGGUGCAGUCUGGGUGAAUACAACUUACUUCCUGAUCAAGAGCUGGUAAUUGGAGGUGGCUUUGAAGAUCCAACAGAUGCAGUUGUUGUAACCCGUGGACGUACGGAUCCCCUUGCAGAGCUGAGAUCAGACCAUGAAGAAGCCGACACAAGGAUGAUCCUUCAUGCGUGGCACGCCUCUUCCACUAAAGAGAGGAUUGUCAUUCAGUCCCCUGAUACAGACGUUGCUGUAUUAGCUAUCUAUGCAUACCAGAUGAUACAGUGCAACAAAAUGUGGUUCAAGACAGGCGUCAAAGAUAAGGUUCGCUUCGUCCCUGUUCAUCGUAUUGCUGAGAAACUUGGUAGGAGUGUUUGCGCAGCGAUUCCAGCAUUCCAUGCUCUAACUGGUUGUGAUUCUACUUGUGGGUUGUUUCAGAUCGGGAAAAAGAAAAGAUGGAAGGUAUUUGUCAAAUAUCCCAGUCUCCAUGACAGUGUUGGCAACCUUGGCAGUCAGAUUCCACCACUAGCGCUCACUGUUGAAGCCUGUGAGAGGUUUAUUUGCUCCCUUUAUACAACCCACAAGAAGGCAGGGGUAACAGCUGACGACGUACGCUAUUGGAUGUUCUGCCAAAAGCACCAAAGAAGUGAAAGUUUACCACCCACAAGCAACAGGUUGCGACACCACAUUGAACGUGCUAACUACCAGGCAUAUGUGUGGAAACACUGCUUGAAUGCAACACAGCAACUCCCGUCGCCAGUCAGCAACGGAUGGAAGAAAGUGGAUGGUGUUUUGGAACCACUUUUGAUGUCCAAGGAUCCAGCACCACAAGGGCUGCUUGAACUGACGACUUGCAAAUGUAACAAAUCUGUCUGCAGAAGGGAUGACUCGUGUCCUUGCAAAGCCCACGAGAUGCCCUGUACAGAGGCAUGCCUUUGUAUGAAUGAUGAAAGUUGCCAAAAUCCUCACAAGCCAGUUGAUGUAACACCUGGAAGCAGUGAAGACGAGCUAACAGAUGCUGACGUUUAG